Molecule: messenger RNA, 1480 nt
Organism: Linum trigynum
Lineage: Eukaryota; Viridiplantae; Streptophyta; Magnoliopsida; Malpighiales; Linaceae
Source: the annotation of a GenBank genome assembly
AUUCCAACACAUAUACUCAGCCGUUGGUGUAUUUAUUCAUCCCAUUGCCCGAAUAUCCUUUCUUCAUCCCCUUCCCUCCCAUCCCUUUCAAUCCCAAUCCCAAUCCCCAUUACACCAAGAAGAAGAACAAGAAGAAGAAGUGCUUGAGAAGCAAAAAAAUACAAAACCUUAAGAGGGCGAGGUAGCCCUCCCUUCUUCUCUUUCCUUCCUCCAUUCUUUCUCUGAGCGCAACUCGGUUCCAAGCGAAGAAAGGGGGGAAAUAAGAAAGAAGAAGAAGAGGGUAAAUUAAUCAAUGGAGGGCGGGAGAAAUCAAUUGAAUAGCGGGAAUGGGACUGGGGAUAAUGUUGUUCGAUCUGGGUUUCCUCUCAGCUUCUGGGAAGCCGCCGUGGGCGCCCUCGUCAUUCUGGGAUUCGCCAUGGGUCUUCUCCUCGUUUACCUCACCCUCCCGGCGUCCGAUUAUAGCUUCCUCAAGCUGCCUCGUAAUCUCGAGGAACUCCAAAUCCUCAGGGAUCACCUUGAGACUUACACCAGUGAUUACACGGCACAAGUUCUGGUCGGCUACUGCGUUGUCUAUGUCUUCAUGCAGACUUUUAUGAUCCCGGGGACUGUGUUCAUGUCAUUGCUGGCCGGAGCCCUCUUUGGGGUUUUCGGAGGUGUAGCUCUGGUGGUGUUCACUGCCACUGCUGGAGCUUCUUCUUGCUUCUUCCUGUCGAAGAUCGUCGGCCGCCCUCUGGUCUUCACUCUCUGGCCUGACAAGCUCGUGUUCUUCCAAGAGCAGGUGGCACGUCGAAGGGAAAGAUUGUUGAACUACAUGCUGUUCUUGAGACUGACACCUACACUGCCAAACACAUUCAUCAAUGUGGCCUCGCCUAUUGUAGAUGUGCCUUACCACAUCUUCCUCCUGGCGACCGUCAUUGGGCUCAUCCCUGCUGCUUAUAUUACCGUCAAGGCUGGAAUAGCUCUGGCAGAGCUGCAGUCAGUGACGGAUCUAUACGACUUCAACUCCAUUGCGGCUAUGUUCCUCAUUGGUGUCGUUUCCAUCACCCCCACGCUGAUGGGCAGCAACGAACAGAAGAAGAAGGCCAGUGCAGCGAUCGAAUAGCAGAUGACGACGAUGAUGAUGGGUGUCUGUGUGUCUCUGGAAGAACAAGAAAGGUGCUUUAAGGCAAAAGGGGUCCGUUUCUGUACAGACCAGCACUAGAAGGAAAAGAAAAGAGAAGGGCAAAAAGAAAAUGUACAGCUGCUGCUGCUAGUGAAGUUGAGAUGGAUGGCUGACUGUUGAUGAUGUGGGAAUGUGUAAAUUUGAGUGCUUUAGUAAAGUAUCAUGGGGAAGGAGGUAGUUGGGAUGGAAGGGGAUGGGAUGGUGUUAGGAAGGGGAAAGGGAGGUGGGAGUGGACAUUGUUGAACUUCAAUCCUCUAAACCGUUGUAUAUCCCCACCUUUUAACUUGUGCUGUAAGGAAAUAAGAUUUCUUUUUCCGC